This is a messenger RNA of Macrosiphum euphorbiae (potato aphid), 786 nucleotides long. The record is from the annotation of a GenBank genome assembly. NCBI's taxonomy places the organism in Eukaryota, Metazoa, Arthropoda, Insecta, Hemiptera, Aphididae.
AUGUCGAUUAAUAUUGCCGCUCAAGAGCAGACGUCGUCAGACAGCAAAUCGGUAUCCGAGACUGAAAAAAUGCAGAUGAUUUUCAACGAACUUAGGUCGAAUAGACCAAGAUCGCUAGACAGCUGCGAUUUCAGUAGAAUGCAGCUUCACAAGAGAUUUAUUUCUCUACCAAAUAUGGACUUGAGUACAAAUCCCACGGCCGGAGCACCUACGAAGUACGUUUGGAAAUCCGCACCCAACUUGAUGUUCCCGGAGCAGCUGAAGGGAAUGGAUGUGCGUGAAAAUUCCUCUGGCGAUGUUCCAGAAAUUGUAUUGUCGUCCGCGGAGUUGCCCGUUUCGAUGGAACCGCUAUCACGUGACGGAUCGUCUGUCCCUGCGACAUUGAUGCCACCUGCCGCUGUAGAAAACGACCGCAGGAUCGAGACGCCGUUGUCCGUCACGUCGCCGUUGUCCGUCUCGUCGCCGUUGUCCGUCACGUCGCCGUUGUCCGUUUCGUCGCCGUUGUCCGUCACGUCGCCGUUGUCCGUCACGUCGCCGUUGUCCGUAUCGUCGCCGUUGUCUGUCACGUCGCCGUUGUCCGUCUCGUCGCCGUUGUCCGUCUCGUCGCCGUUGCCACCUGUAGAAGCCGGAGAAACGGAUACGGCAACCAGCAGUGGCCGUAGUGACGCGGGGACGGACCACCUGGCGGUAACCACGGUCGCGUCUAGGCGUUCACUUUGGAAAAGGACGAAGCGGUUCGUCAGGCGUACGUUCUGCUGUGGGGCGACCGACAGCGCAGAUGAAUAG